CUGCGCGCCUACAUGCCCCUGCUCGUCUGGGUAGCAAUCAGCCUCACGAGCACCUUUAUCGUCCUGACCUGGCACAAUCAGGUAUUCCGAGCGCUCGACCGUCUCGCAAGUCAUCUGCAGAAGCUGGGCAUGGCCGGUCGUCUGAUCCUUGGCGCGCUCAUCUUUCUCACCACCUUUCCGCCGUUGCCGCUCUAUUCGACGCUUAUCGUCCUCUCUGGCUUCACCUUCGGCUUGUUUCAGGGCUUCGUCAUCAGCUACACUGCCGCGUUGGCAGGCGCCAUCGUCGUCUAUGUACUCAGUCGGAGCGUACUCCGCGGCUGGAUGUUCAGCCUCCUCGACCAGAGUGGCGGUCUAAAGAACGUGGUGCGAGCCAUCGAGAAGCGGCCUCAGCUCCUCUUUCUCAUUCGUCUGGCACCCUAUCCGUACAAUCUCAUGAAUACGCUCCUGGCCAGCGCGCCAACGCUGACGCUGAGGACGUACACCCUCUGCACGGCACUGGCCCUGCCUAAACUUCUCGUGCACUGUGCUCUAGGGACGUCUAUCAAGAACUUUGCUGCCGCUUCGUUUGGGGCAGGGAAUACCCAAAUCUCGUCGGGUGCAAACGAAGCCGCCGCAUCGGAGACGGCCGAACUGAUCAAGCACGCAGCUGGCUUUCUAGGCGUGGGCCUCUGUGUGGGCAUCUUCAUCUAUCUCUUCAUCGUCGCGCGACGGGCCGUCGAUGAAGAGCUAGAGGGCAUCGAG
Messenger RNA from Acaromyces ingoldii, 741 nucleotides. RefSeq lists its product as hypothetical. The transcript has 2 exons. Gene Ontology annotation, cellular component: Golgi membrane. The annotation marks the transcript as partial. Gene Ontology annotation, biological process: mitotic spindle elongation; vesicle-mediated transport. NCBI's taxonomy places the organism in Eukaryota, Fungi, Basidiomycota, Exobasidiomycetes, Exobasidiales, Cryptobasidiaceae. The record is from RefSeq and is a predicted model, not a curated record.